AUGUUUUUACAUAUCCUGGCUCACAAUCUUAAGUACAAGGUGAUACAAUUUAGUUACUAUAGAUCAAAAGAAACAAUAAGUAGACAAUUCAAUAAUGUCUUAAGAGAGAUAAUGAAAGUGAGCAAGGAUUAUUUGAAGUUUCAUACUUACAACCUGGAAGGUCUUGAUGCAAGUAGAUGGAGAUGGUUUGAGAAAUGUGUUGGAGCACUUGAUGGAACUCAUAUUCCAAUAACACUUUCUUCAGAAGAUAGGCCUAAAUAUCGUAAUAGAAAAGGUGAUGUCUCUACAAAUGUGUUGGUAGUUUGUGGUCCAGAUUUAAGGUUUAUUUAUGUGUUACCUAGGUGGGAAGGUUCUAUAGGAGAUUCUCAAGUAUUACGAGAUGCUUUACAUCGUCAAAAUAAACUUAAAAUCCCAACUGGUAAGUACUCUCUUGUGGAUGCGGGAUAUACUAAUGGUCCUGGAUUUUUAGCACCAUAUCGUGGGACUAGAUAUCAUCUCAAUGAGUGGAUUGGGAACACCCCUCAAACUUACAAGGAGUUGUUUAAUCUUCGUCAUGCAAGUGCAUGA
Molecule: messenger RNA, 567 nt
Organism: Vigna unguiculata (cowpea)
Lineage: Eukaryota; Viridiplantae; Streptophyta; Magnoliopsida; Fabales; Fabaceae
Source: RefSeq, a predicted model, not a curated record